Messenger RNA from Prosopis cineraria, 2153 nucleotides. RefSeq names its product chaperone protein dnaJ 10-like. The transcript has 9 exons. Bases 958 to 1998 code for a protein of 346 amino acids. The record is from RefSeq and is a predicted model, not a curated record. NCBI's taxonomy places the organism in Eukaryota, Viridiplantae, Streptophyta, Magnoliopsida, Fabales, Fabaceae.
UUGGGGGUGGAAUUAUUGGAGUAUAAAACACUUUUAAGUAUAACAACAGUCACCAAUCAGGCAGAGCAGAGUAACACGAAUGAGCAGAGUAAUAUUAUCAUCAUAGAGUGAUUUUCAGGCAUUCAAAUCACCAAGCAGGAACACGUAUGAGCAAAAAUGAUCAGGCAGAGGCCGCAGAGCAGAGUAACAAACUAACAAUCACCAAGCAGAAAUAGGGGAGAGUGAGGGGGAGGGAGACCACAAACCCAAGCAGUGUUGUCGACCACUUGAAAGUUGAGCACGAGCAGCGUUCACAGGAGACUUGACAGCAAGGUGGACUGAGAAUGGCGAAGGAAGGAGAGAGGACAGAACUGAGAACGGCGACGGCGAGAGCCGAGAAGCCGAGAACGAUGGUCGCUGUCGAGAAGCUGAAGCAGAGGAACUGGGAAAGAAGGGCUUCUAUUUUCUUUUUCAUGUUUUUUUUUUUUAAUUUCUGAACCCACGAGUUAAAAAAAUCCACCCCGAGUUAACUUGGUCAAAAUGAAACAGCAAAACCAAACCAAACACAUGGUCAGUUCACCAGUUCAACCGGUUUUAAAAACCACGAGGAAGACAUUACUUUUUUAGGCCGUAACCAAGAACGAUGCAAAUAUGAAUUUUGUCUAUUUAUUUCUGAAAUAUUUGUUGUGACAAAUUAUAAUAAAUAGUAAUACUAGAAAUCAUUCAGUUUAAUUUCAUUCGUGGCUGGUUUCUGGAAUUCUGGGUAAUUAUUAAUUAAUGUUGGGCUUUGCGAACGUCUCUUAUUCUCUGUAAUUUCCCAGGUUGAAAUCUUCCCCGGAAAUCGACAAUUUCUUGAGGCUUUUACCAUUUAUCACAUUUCGAUUCAAAGUGCAUGCGCAUCGAAUCGUGGUCAUGACUGGGUGAUUGCGUUCUUAUAAAUUACUAUUAGAGAUUUAAUUGUGAUUCGGUUAUUAAGCUAUGGUGAAGGACACUACGUACUACGAUACAUUGGAUGUCCAAGUUGAUGCGUCCCCUGCAGAGAUCAAGAAGGCCUAUUAUGUCAAGGCAAGGUUAGUUCACCCAGAUAAGAAUCCUGGAGAUCCCACAGCUGCCAAAAAUUUUCAGCAACUUGGUGAGGCAUACCAGGUCUUGAGUGAUCCUACAAAGCGUGAAGCGUAUGAUAAGAAUGGAAAGUCAGGAGUACCACCAGAGUCCAUGUUAGACCCUACAGCUGUAUUUGGAAUGUUGUUUGGGAGUGAAUGCUUUGAAGAAUAUAUCGGGCAACUUGCAUUGGCUUCACUGGCAUCUAUAGAAGUUGAGGAAGACCUACAGGACCCUGAAGUUCGUAAGCUGAUAAUUCAAGAGAAGAUAAAAGCAUGGCAGAAAGAUAGGGAAGAAAAGCUUAUAACUGCUCUUAUACAUCACCUCCAACUAUUUGUUGAUGGUCAAACAGAAGAAUUUACAACAUGGGCAAAUUCAGAAGCAUCCCAACGUUCACAAGCCGCUUUUGGAGAGGCCAUGCUGCACACAAUUGGGUAUAUCUACACGCGAAAAGCUGCAAAAGAAAUUGGAAGGGGUAACCGAUAUAUGAGAGUACCUUUUUUAGCAGAGUGGGUAAGAGACAAAGGACACAAGAUCAAGUCACAGGUCAUGGCUGCUUCAGGAGCUGUGAACUUGAUUCAAAUCCAAGAAGAGCUGAAGAAGCUAAACCAAGGAGGAGAAAACAAAGAUGAAAACUUGGAAAAAGCUAUAGAAGAUAAGAAGGAUGCCAUGAUUCAUUCCCUUUGGCAGAUCAACGUGGUUGAUAUUGAAACAACUCUCUCACAUGUCUGCCUCGCUGUUCUUAGAGAUCCUGGUGCCAGCAAAGAUGCUUUAAGGCUAAGGGCUAGAGGCCUGAAAAAGUUAGGAACCAUUUUCCAAGGUGCUAAGGCUGCAUAUGUCAGAGAAAACAGUCUACGCAAUGAAACUGACCCAAAGAAUCAAAAUGACCAAAAAACAGCCGCUGCUUCUUCAUCAUAGUUUUAUAUGUUGUGAAUUCUUUUGUUAGUUUAAUUUUUCUAUUGAGCUAUGAAACAUGUCAUUCCAAGGGGGAAAGUUCACAAAUAUAUAAUUCGACAUGUACAUGGGACUAACCUCUCAUGUUUAAUUAGUAUAUAUAUAUAUAUAUAUAUUUU